GAAAUCCCACCAACCGCCACUCCGGGCCGUGAAGAGACGGGGGAGUGUUCACCAUGCCUGAGCCGGCCAAGUCCGCGCCCGCGCCCAAGAAGGGCUCCAAGAAAGCCGUCACCAAGACCCAGAAGAAGGGCGACAAGAAAAGGAAGAGAGCACGGAAGGAGAGCUACUCGAUCUACGUGUACAAGGUGCUGAAGCAGGUGCACCCCGACACGGGCAUCUCGUCCAAGGCCAUGGGCAUCAUGAACUCCUUCGUCAACGACAUCUUCGAGCGCAUCGCCGGCGAGGCGUCGCGCCUGGCGCACUACAACAAGCGCUCGACCAUCACCUCGCGGGAGAUCCAGACGGCCGUGCGGCUCCUGCUGCCCGGCGAGCUGGCCAAGCACGCCGUCUCCGAGGGCACCAAGGCGGUCACCAAGUACACCAGCUCCAAGUAGAGCGCCGCGGAUCCUGUUUUUAACCCAAAGGCUCUUUUCAGAGCCACCAACUUACUCGAGUAAAAGGGCUGCAUUGCUGGUUUUUGUGAGAGGUGCACAAUAGGCUGUUGAAGUACUUAAGCUCUUAGGGUAGGUGAAGUUAAGCACUUAAUCUUAAAGAGGGAGUAUAGGUAAGGACUAAGCUUCUACUAGACGUACUGAAUAACAUUUGAUUAGCUAAAGUAACUGUACUCUAUUGAUUUGGGCACCUUCUGAAGCAGUUUUCUUGUUUUGCUAGCUCUUCGAACUCAGACUCUCAGGGAAGGUAGUAAGUACUUCUUCGUUUACAUUGCUGUGAAUUGCUCUACUUUCUAAGGAUUUGUACUUCUAAGUGUUACUGCAAUUAAGAAAUCCUAGUUGAUACUGCAGUUUGCUUUAUGUACCCUACAAAUGUUCACUCGUAAAAUAAAAAUCCUAUUUUUAUCUAUUUCAGUCACGAAUAAACGUGUGGAAAUCACUUACUGAAA
Molecule: messenger RNA, 940 nt
Organism: Cygnus olor (mute swan)
Lineage: Eukaryota; Metazoa; Chordata; Aves; Anseriformes; Anatidae
Product: histone H2B 7-like
Exons: 1
Coding region: 54-434 (126 amino acids)
Cellular component (GO): nucleosome
Molecular function (GO): DNA binding; structural constituent of chromatin; protein heterodimerization activity
Source: RefSeq, a predicted model, not a curated record